Cercospora beticola is the source of this 1811-nucleotide messenger RNA. RefSeq lists its product as uncharacterized. NCBI's taxonomy places the organism in Eukaryota, Fungi, Ascomycota, Dothideomycetes, Mycosphaerellales, Mycosphaerellaceae. The record is from RefSeq and is a predicted model, not a curated record.
GGUGGAUAUCCUCUCUCUUUGCAUCCUAUUUCUCAAGGUUUCUUGCUUCACCAUAUCGUCGGAGAGCUACAGCAUCAUGUCGAAAGUCAAUACGUUGAAGCAGCAGCAAGCCGAGCUCGAAGAUGGCAUGUCCAAAAUCAGCAUGGUAGACAAUGAUCCCCCAAAGAAGGUUCCCUCCAAGGCGCCUCCGAAGAAGCUGCCUUCUAAGCCUAGUACUUCGUCCACGACCACACCAGUCAAGUCGCCUCCCAAAAAGCUGCCUUCUCAGCCUUCCACAACAACUCCAUCGAAAUCCACCCCAGUCAAAGCUUCGCCGGUACCUGUAAAGAAGUCCUCAGUUGGCACAGGCUCUACACCGGUCAAGAAGCCUGUGACGGCGACCAAUGGCGGUUCAACGCCUGUCAAGUCUGCACCAGCCAAAGCUACGCCUGUCAAGAAGCCUGUCCCGCCCAAGGCUCAGCCCUCGAAGGUGCAGAGUCAGGCAAGUGCUGGGGCUCAAGAGGGAACAGGAGCUGUACAGAACGCGGCGCGAAGGAAGCCAAUACCUCCUCAGGUCUUGCCCCAGACCAAGAAGCCCGUCAGCUCGGCCAAGAACACCGUGGCAUCAGCGACUAGCAGUGCGCCCAAGGCAGCACCAAAUAGAGCGCAGAAGACGACAUCAGCAGUCACAGGAACAGCUCAAAAAGGCACAGAGGCAGUCGCGAACACAGCAGGAAAGACAGUCGGGAAUGUUGGCGGCAUUGCAAACAAAGGAGUUGGUGCGACUACAGGCACUCUCGAUAAAGCGUCUGGUGGCCGCACCGCGCCGGUGACGAAGAAGGUCAACAAAGCCGGUGCCGGAGCAACUCAGACGGCAACGGAUGCCACCACCAAUGUUGGCAAAAUCGGCACUGACGCUGUCAAGAACGUCAAGAACACCACAGACUCUGCAGUUGGUAACCUGGCGGACACUGCGACCAACACCGGAAAGGCGAUCGGGAACAGAGAUAUCAAAGGUGUCGGUGCAGGCAUUGCCAAAGGUACUGGCAAGACUGUAUCAGGCGUGGGUCAAGGAGUCGGCGCAACCGUAUCAGGUGUGGGUACUGGAGCGGAUGCUACAGUCUCUGGACUCGGGAAGGGUGUCAACGCAACACUCGGCGGCCCAAUUGGCAACGCUGCGCAGAGUACAACUGCUGGCAUCGGAAAGACUGUAUCAGGCACCGCUUCCGGUCUUGGCAAGACAGUCGGCGAUACAGCUUCAGGCAUAGGCAAUUAUGAUGUGAGCAAAACCGCUGCUGGGGCCACGGGUGGCGUUGGCAAGACGGUCGGCGGGGUCGGAUCCGGCGUUGAUAAGACUGUCAGUGGCGUUGGAAAGACUGCUGGUGGCUACGUUCCGGGUCGAGCAGGAGGCACUGUCGAAGGAGUCACGAAGGGCGUCGGUGGCACCGUAUCUGGCAUCACUGGAGGCUUAGGAGAAGGAGUUGGAAAACUAGGCAAAGGCGAUGUCAUCGGAACAGGCACGUCUGUCGUUGGCGGUGUCGGCAAAGGUUUAGGAAAUCUCGGAAGUGGCAUCUGGGAGGGUGUGAGUGGCAAGAACAGACAGCCAAAGGAGGAGGCUGUCGAAGAAGAUGCACAAGAAGGCCAACAGAAACAGGAGUCAUCUGGUGGGAAGAAUAGUUUCUUUUGAACCAUGCGGACGAUGUGCUGGCUGCGAGAAAACGAGGAUCAAGGCAGACAGUACUCAGUGUUAUUGGACAGAUACGGUGCACCCAGCGGUAGGACGCGAUAUACGUUGUAGCAUACGCUUUAUGAACGCAGUGUUGCUUCUCCAG